This is a messenger RNA of Brienomyrus brachyistius, 2436 nucleotides long. Its product is annotated as hepatic leukemia factor-like. Gene Ontology annotation, biological process: regulation of transcription by RNA polymerase II. Gene Ontology annotation, cellular component: nucleus. Bases 47 to 1024 code for a protein of 325 amino acids. Gene Ontology annotation, molecular function: DNA-binding transcription factor activity, RNA polymerase II-specific; RNA polymerase II cis-regulatory region sequence-specific DNA binding. NCBI's taxonomy places the organism in Eukaryota, Metazoa, Chordata, Actinopteri, Osteoglossiformes, Mormyridae. The transcript has 5 exons. The record is from RefSeq and is a predicted model, not a curated record.
CAGCCCGGCGCUCGUUCAGUAUUCAUGAAGCGACGUGACGUCACAGAUGUCAGUGUGCGCACAUGGAACUGCGAACCCGCUCGGCAGCUCGCGGGCUGGCAGAGCUGCCGUCUGGGAGCGCGGAGUCACAGUCUGCCCGAGCGUCGAGAACCGAGAUAUGGAGAAAAUGGCAAGACCUUUAAACCCAACUUUCCUACCUCCGACACACGGUGUUCUGAAAUCGCUACUCGAGAAUCCGAUGAAAUUGCCCUUUCACCAUGAAGAAGGCUUCGGGAAGGAUAAGGAGAAAAAGCUGGAUGAAGAUGGUGGGGACCCCAACGCACCUCAGUCAGCCUUCCUGGGGCCGACACUCUGGGACAAGACGCUACCCUACGAUGGUGACAGCUUCCAGCUGGAGUAUAUGGACCUGGAGGAGUUCCUGUCCGAGAAUGGCAUCCCAUCCAACACCAAUGCCCAGCACGAGCAGAACCAGCACCAGCCGACACCCCCAGCACCAGCGGCGCCCCCAGUGGUGGACCUCAGCAACCGCGCCACCACCUCCGUCCACACAGCCAUGGUCCCUCAGAACUGCUUGGAGAGCCCUCCCCGGUCAGCACUGCCCUCUGCGCGUAACACCCCCAGCCCCAUCGACCCGGAAACAAUCCAGGUUCCCGUGGGGUACGAGCCAGACCCUGCAGACUUAGCUCUGUCCAGCGUGCCUGGCCAGGAGAUAUUCGACCCACGCAAACGCAAAUUCUCUGUGGAGGAGCUGAAGCCGCAGCCCAUGAUUAAAAAAGCCAAGAAGGUCUUCAUACCCGAAGACCUGAAGGAUGACAAAUACUGGGCACGUCGCAGGAAGAACAACGUGGCAGCCAAGCGCUCGCGGGACGCACGGAGGCUAAAGGAGAACCAGAUCGCCAUCCGCGCAGGCUUUCUGGAAAAGGAGAACUCGGCGUUGCGGCAGGAGGUGGCCGACCUCCGCAAGGAGCUGGGCCGUUGCAGGAACAUCCUGUCCAAGUACGAAGCACGCCACGGGGCGCUGUGAGGGUGGAGCCCCCCCCCCCCAAUAACCAAUCCCACCAAGGACUGUAUCUGUUUGUAACCCAACACCUCUGAUAACACCGCCCCUCGGCUUUUUACCCAACUGAUCACCUCAGAAUUGUUCUUUAACCUGUAUUCCGGUAACCGGUAUUUCGACGAAUCUCUAGUUUAUUUCACUGCUCCACACUGGGAUUCUCCACCCCCAGCUUUACCUGGUUCCAUGAGCCCCACUCCGAAUAUCUUCAUGUUAUUUUUUUGCUGCUUUAGAAUUGAUAAUCCUACCUACUGCUUUAUUCUCAAACCUGUUCUGCAGGGCCGGGUCGGACUCAGACUUUAUUAGAUACGGUAAAUGUACAUUACCUCUCUUUCUGAACACUUCAUUCACCCCGGUUACCUACAGUGUAUACUUUUCGUACGUGGUUUCCGUUUUUAGAUGGGUAUAUUAUUGCAUUUUAUUUUAGUGGCAUUUCACAGCGAGCGGCGACGUCCCUCCGGCAUCGCAGCGUCCUCUCCCCGUCUGCUCCGUGUUUGUUUCCGACUCAGAGAUCAGCGCUUUAACUGUUCCUUACCUCAGCAUGUAGGGGUUUCUGUUUGGCGGAGGGCGAGCGUCGCCUGGGGCCCGUCCGAAGGCGAAGCAAUAAUCGGGCAUAUGCAAAGCGGCGCUGCGGACUCGCCUCUCCGCCUCCGCGUUUCUGGCGGCGCCCGCAGGCCGGUUUUUAAAGUGCAGUCGCCCUUCAGCCGCGGUCUAGAGGGCGAUUCCGACACGGGUCACUUUCCUCCUCAUCUGGGUCCACAGAACCUCGGAAGGGGUCCCUCCUUCCAUACGAAAUCUACCGUACUGCGUGCUUUACAAUCUGAUUGGGUGUAGCCUGGCUACUUAUUCAGUCUCUUUUCUUCUUAUUUGCUUUAAAGGUGACGCCUGUUUAAAAUAUAUUGACAGUUGUUAUUACUAUUAUUAAAUACAUGUUCUUAUUUGUUUUAAAGCAAAAUACAUUUUACAAAUCACUAAUUUUGAUUUGUAGACCAGUAAUAUUUUUGUUUUAUUCUAAGCAUGGUUAAGGAGCGUAAUCGGCUUAAUUCUUUCUUCGUAAAGUUAUAUACACCUCUAGUAUGUAUAAAAUGUCAUUUUUGUAGCUGUUUGCCUUCCUCCAAGAUGGCUGUAAUAGGAAUGUAAAAGAUGUUUAAAAACAGUGAUGGUGACCUUGUCCAGUGCUGUGGUUAACCCAGUCAAUUUAUUACUGUUUAAUACAGACCAAAAGAUAUUAUGUGAUAUAUUAAAUAUACACAUAUAUAGAUUAUAAGAGAUUAAAUGUUUAUAAGAAGUAUUCUAUACGUUUUUGUACUGUGUUCUUUUCCAAAUACCUGCAAUGUAUUUUAAGAUAAUAAAUUAAGAUACGUCUAAAAGUACAAAAUGAA